AUGUGUUACCCCACCCUCCUAGAGGUUCUCAAGAACUUGUCCGAGUUGCGAAAGUCUGAAUUCAGCGGAGCUUCAGGAGUUCUCUCGUUGCUUCCUACCAUUGGAGCACUCCUCGGAGCACCUACGAAUGAAGUAUGGACGCUCCUGACCAUCCUGCCUUUCGGAGGAAGCCUUGCGAUGCUAUUAUCGUUUGGUGGUGCCAUUAUGCCAGUCCGUGUAGAGGACUACGAAAUUGCCAUAAAGAAGGGAAACAUUGCUAUAGGCAGCAUUGUUAGUUUCAGGAACACGUACGUCGAGGGAGGUGUGGAACGUGACUCUUCCUUCACUCGAAAUUUAGACCUUCUCGACGAAAAGGUCAGCGCCCGCAUCGCCAACGCAAAAAGUCUAAGGCCAGGCAAAUCACUUAUUACCUUUGGGCUUGUCGCGAUGGUUUUACUCAUUAUAAGCUCACAUGCGGCAAUGGCAAUCGUAGAACAGGGUGGAAUCCUUCCAUGGUGGUGUGUUUGCCAGUGGUGGAUGCACUUUUGGUAUUUCAUGGUUACCGUAAGCGCUAUUACGGAGAACAUAGUUCAGGUUCCAUUCAGCAAACAGCACAAGCUUUAUGUCUCCAGGGUGCCCUACGAGAUCACCAUUAGUGGAGGACAAUCCAUUCUUACCGACCUCCAUCGAACGCAGAGUGAACCUGAAAAUGUAGGGCUGGCUCUGAAACAACUGAACACGAUUCCGGCAGCGAAAGUAUCCUUCUAUGGGUCCACACAGUAUACACAGUCGCGAAACACGGUCCUCGUUAUGGUCUCUAUUGUUGGGAACAGUCUUAGGUGGAUAUCCUUUUGGCGUCCUCUAAGCAAGUUACUCAGUAUUGCCGUGUUCAUAACAGGCACGGCGAUGUUUGCAUCUGCUACACUUGUUGCUCUGCCUAUGGCUGUUUGUGUCCUUACGCUCGUUAUCAGCGCAGGCGUUUUCAGCCGUGCAAUCGCGGGAUGGUUGGUCCGCAGAGUGUCGGAGAAAGAGCCUUUGAUCCACGUUAUUGUCAACGACCAGGAAGAAGCGAACCAUGCCAUAUGUCGCAUACUGAAACUAAAGCUCGCAGACGAUACGGACGUCCAGGUAGAGAUCGGUGGCCACGUUUUCGUUAACGGUCGGAGAAUUACAAGCCGUUCAAAGUGGUACGUCGCCAUAUGGGGUGUGCUAGCUAACCCCUACAACUUGCUCCUGGUAAAUAGCAACCCACAUGCUGCUUCCCAGCCACUCCUGGCUAACAAUGACUCUAAUGUUGGUUUCCCGCUGCAAGCUGUUCUUCCCAGGUAG
Messenger RNA from Cucurbitaria berberidis CBS 394.84, 1308 nucleotides. RefSeq lists its product as uncharacterized. Bases 1 to 1308 code for a protein of 435 amino acids. The record is from RefSeq and is a predicted model, not a curated record. NCBI's taxonomy places the organism in Eukaryota, Fungi, Ascomycota, Dothideomycetes, Pleosporales, Cucurbitariaceae. The transcript has 2 exons.